AUGUUAGCGGAUGGGGAUAUCGGCUCACUCGCUUCGCAUCUGGAGCAGUUCAAGCUAGAUGACGAGCGCAGACAGAGUGAUCUAGCGAAUCUCAUCAAGGAGCAUGGCCAAUUGAUACACGAGUACAAGGUACUCAAACAAGCCUACGACAAAGAGAGUGCUAGUCCUUUUGCAGGGUCUUCCACCGGCGCAAAGACAACGCUGCGGGACCCCUAUGUCCUGAUGCUAGUCGAUGGCAACGACUAUAUUUUCAACGAUGAGUUUAUCAGUGAAAAAGAAGAAGGCGGUAUGCGCGCUGCCCGCAAGCUCAACGACGCCGUAGAGGAAUAUCUACGGCAAAACGUACCGCAGACAUCAUCUGCACGCGUAAUUGUACGCAUUUACGCCAAUCUUACCAACUUGUCCUUGCAGCUAGGGAAGAUGAAGUUGACCGGGCUUGAAAAACGAUCUAUAGCAUCGUUUACGGCGGCUUUCACACGUGCCCUGAGUCUCUUUGACUUUGUCGAUACCCUGGACGACGAAGGAACAAAGUUCAAAAUCAGAGAACAUUUCAAGAUGGCGGCUGAUGAUGCGGCCUGUAGCCACAUUCUGUACGCGGCCUGCAGCGACAAAGCCUACAUGUCCCAAUUGGUACCCUAUACUGGCGCCCUUGAUAAGAUUACGCUCGUCCAAGGUGCUGGGUGGGAUCCCGAGUUCUACCAGUUCAACUUGAAGGUGACCCAGUUCCCUACCGUUUUUAGGUUGUUGGGGUUGCCCGUCACAGCAUCAGCGACUAGUAGUAAGCCUGCAGCGACGAGUAGUAAACCUGCAGCGAGCGCCUCGCCCAAGCCAAAAGCGCCAGCCCAGCAGCCCCUACUCACGGAAAAACUGUUGAACAUCCGCAAAGAAUCGUGGAGGCGUAACGAGUCGACCAGCGUGACCGACUCGGCCUUUGGCGACUCUUCACCCGUAGAAUCAACCGACUACGCCGAACCAGAGUCCGUCAGAUGGGACAACGACCCGUCGUACACUCCACCGCCGCAAAGCGUCCAGUGGGACACCACCAAAGAUCAGGUGCCAUGCAAAUACAAGAAAAAAGGCUUCUGCCAUUUCGGCAAAAAAUGCCAGUUCUCGCACGGCCCUUGCAGCUCAAACGGCAGCGUAAACGGCUCGAAUAUACUGUACAGCCCCGAGACAAAAUCACUGUCUGGAUCCCCCCUGCCUGUCGAUGACACGGAAAUCAUCACAAAGACCGCUGCCAUGGACCGCACCAACGUAUCUGCGUACUUGCCGCAAGAAAGCAUGCCAGGCUUCAUUCCGCUGAACAGGUCGCUGCAGCGCCUCGACGUAUACGUGAGGCCACCGACGGCCUCGGAAUGGAAAGCCUACAACACGCGGUAUCAGAGGCAGAAAAUCUGCAACGCUUUCCACGUCCAGGGCAACUGCACCACGUUUGCGUGUGCGUUCGACCACAGCGAUCUGGAGCCAGAGGCGAAACACGUGCUCCUGUACAUUGUGAAGCGCAAUCCAUGUUCGAAGAAAGGAGAUUGCAGAAAGGAAAACUGCGACCAUGGGCAUCUGUGUCAGAAGGAUGGGUGCACGGGACCAAACGGCGGCAAGGGAGCGAAGGCCUGUAGGUUCAGGGCUGCAUUACAUUAUCCCGCUGAGCAGUGUCAACUGAGCACCUGGGUGCCUGCUCAGACUGGUCAAGAGGAACACAGCGCCAUGGAUAUGGGUGCCGGAGAGAUGGUGGAUAGGCUCUUGGAUGAUGACCAGGACCUGUUGUGGUAGGAUAUGUGCAGGGAGAUAGCUUGGUAUGGAAUUGGCUUGUUGUAGCGAUACCAGAUGAGUGGCCGAGAUGGUUAUAUUAGGUCUGUUUAUAAUAGUAAAUGGAACUC
Molecule: messenger RNA, 1877 nt
Organism: Exserohilum turcica Et28A
Lineage: Eukaryota; Fungi; Ascomycota; Dothideomycetes; Pleosporales; Pleosporaceae
Exons: 4
Coding region: 1-1770 (589 amino acids)
Molecular function (GO): metal ion binding
Source: RefSeq, a predicted model, not a curated record